AGAAUUUUUAUUUUUGGAUGAACUAUCCCUAUAACACCCAGACUGAGAUGUUUCUGAAAGAAUAUUUAGUGCCAUCUAGUGCAAAAACAUUCACAGUGCAAAAACACUUACAGUAAUGGAGGACGAGAAGAAAUGUGGUCAAGAUCAAAGUGGAUAAGGCUUGUUCUAGUCUUGUAAUAACAAAGUCUGACUAAUCCUGAAACAUUACGCUGGCUGUCAUUUGAUGUGUCUGUGCAUACUAGGUCUUUUGUUUGUGUCAUCUGUUAAAACCACUUGCCAACAGAUGGAUUAAAUGUAGCGUGCAAACUUAUAAGGGUCAUAGUUUAGAUUGUCUUGCAGUUACAUCAUUAUUGUGCUUACAAAAAUAUUGAGAAAUUUACAACCGGGACAUUAACAUCAUAACAGCCUAAAAGGUUGUUUUAUGUAUUGUUUUGUCUGUCCUUAACAAAAUAUAUGUGAAGGGUUUUGUUCCCUAUACUGUACAUAUGUUUAUACUAGAUUUUAUUUACUGUAACUUGUAUUUCAAUGAAUGUGUCUGUUAACAUCAUAUAUUGUCAUUUAUUGAGUAAUGCACUACUCCUACUGUACAUAAAUAAACUCAGUUUAUAAUAAACAACUAAAAGUUGAAAAAAGGACAUUUUUCAACCUGUCAGAAAGACUUUUGGCUGAACUCUUUGGACUUGAGCCUGUAAGCUUGUCGUGUCAAACCAAACUAAAACAUUUUCGUAGAGAUCAUUGACAUUUACAGAUAUUAGCAGAAUUAGUCUUGGAUAUUUCACAGCACUUGUGUUUCUUAACAGCAUGUCUUGUCCUGUUGCCUCACAUGCUGGUCAUGAGUCCCAUUGUGGUCCCAGCGGGGCCUUCAAGUUCAGCUGUUUACUGGACCGUCCCACACUUCCCAAAAUCUGCAGUACGAAGAGCUCCUCCAUUCUUACCAAACCUUUGAGAUGAAUUAAAGUCAGACACCCAAAGAUCAAGGGCAAAGUUUGGUAAAAACCAAAUGGACAGGAGAUUGCUGGUGAGAAAUGGGCAUCGUUUUUGAGUAAAGAGGAAAGUUCUGGUGUGUUUUAGAUAGUUAGCGAAUCUAGGACAGAAAACCAAAAACGACGACUUAAUCGGAGGAAGAAAUCAAUCGUCAUGGAUCCGAACGCAGACGAGUGCAGUACAGAUGGUUCUGGUGUGGAGGACAUGGGAACUCAGAUUAAUGGACUGGUGGUUCAGAUCAUGGAGACCAUGCCGGUUCUGCUUACGCGGAUCAGGCAGAAGGUUCUGGAAGUGUCUAUUUUGAUCUGUGUUAUUCUGCUGGUGUUCUGGGUGGCUUUGUUUCUCUACGGCAGUUUUUAUUACUCAUUUAUGCCCACAGCGAAUUAUAUUACACCGGUCUACUUCUCCUACAGGACAGAUUGUUCAACCCCUCAUCAUGUUAUGUGCUCUUUUCCCGAGGCUAACGUCUCUCUUCUGAGAAAUGGAAAACACCAGGUUAUGACAUACGGUCAACCCUAUCAGAUCACACUGAAACUAGAGAUGCCAGAGUCUCCAGCCAAUCAGCAGUUGGGAAUGUUUCUGGUAGAAAUGUCGCUGUAUACUAAAGCCGGUCAGAUUAUUGACAUAUCUGCACGUUCUGCAAUGCUCCAUUAUCGCUCCUCUCUGCUUCAGGCUAUGGACACCAUGAUCUUUUCCCCAAUGUUGUUAACAGGAGCGUCCGAGCAGAAGCAGUUAGUCACUGCCGAGCUGUACUCAGAGUUCAGAGACGAUUCUUAUAAACCCACUACUGGUGCUGUUAUCAAGAUUUAUUCCCAGCAUAUUCAAAUCUACAGAGCAAAUCUCUACAUCUUUGCCCACUUUACAGGCAUCAGGUACCUGCUUUAUCAUUUCCCCCUGAUGACAGCAAUCAUCGGGGUGAUGAGUAACUUCGCCUUCCUCAGUUUCAUCAUCGUUCUCAGCUUUCUACAGUUCAAUCUGGGUGAUCGCAGGUCACCCGCAAGGACGGGCAAACAAGAGACUGGUUUUUCGUUUGAUUUGAAUGAAGAUGAAAAGAAAGAAUCAGAGAAACCGAAUGAUCAAUCUGAACCUCAGGAUGAGGGAAAUAGCAAAGCCAAUACAAAAUGCUUGUUGGAUUCCCCCAUUAUAAUAAGAAAUAUAGACACCACGGAUUGCAGUUCUGAUGAGACGGAAGAAAUCAUUCUGGAGACGGGGGUGGAUGAGAGGGAAAACUCUAGAGAACCGGAGGAGGAUGAACCCAUUUGUACGUUUGGGUCGGGGAAAAUGAUUUUAAGACAAAGACAUUUGUCACCUGUGAUUGAACAAUCAUCUCAGGCAUUAAUAGACACUGGAGAUAAAAGCAACUAUGGUGUUGGUGCCUGUUUAAGCUCCUAAUAACAAAAAAUCUAACUGUCUGCUAAAUGGGGUAAAGGUUAUGAAGAGCAAAGGCCUUCAUAUGAUCUCAUUAAACAGUAUUUUUGAAAAUGCAAAACUAAUAGCUUGUAUUUUAUUUAGCCUAUUUUUCAAAAAAGCUUCUGUGUAUUUUGUAUUCAUGUUCUCCAGUUUAUUUUUGUCUGCUGACAGGAUUUUUAUUCAAGCAUAUUUUACUUUUAACCUGUUAAAACUUUUCUUUGUUGCUGAAUAUUUAAUAUUAAGUAUACAACAUUGUUGUUGUUGUUUUUUCAGCUGCAUACAGUGAUACUAUGCUGAUAAAUAGCCUUAAUGGAAAUGUUAUUUGGUUAUGGCUUAUGUUUGGAAAGCAACACAUUAAUUUGCAUUUAUUUCCAUGUGUGGCUCUCUGGAAAACACAUUACCCAAUGGAGAGAUAUCCAUUGAUGCUGUUACAAUUCCUUUGUAUAUCACUUUAUUAAAAGGUUUUGUGUGCAUGUGUGUGCGUGCGUGUGUGUGUGUGUGUGUGCGCAUGUUGAAAUUUCUAGUUUACAUUUCUUCAUGUUCAUCAUGCAUUCUUAGUGGAAUAUGAUGUUAUUCUGUCCUGACUUUCUGGUUGUCUUAUGUACAGUUGAAUAAAUAGUUUAACGCUA
Messenger RNA from Misgurnus anguillicaudatus (oriental weatherfish), 3023 nucleotides. RefSeq names its product BSCL2 lipid droplet biogenesis associated, seipin, like (gene bscl2l). The record is from RefSeq and is a predicted model, not a curated record. Gene Ontology annotation, cellular component: endoplasmic reticulum membrane. NCBI's taxonomy places the organism in Eukaryota, Metazoa, Chordata, Actinopteri, Cypriniformes, Cobitidae. Gene Ontology annotation, biological process: lipid storage; lipid droplet organization.